Messenger RNA from Sesamum indicum (sesame), 910 nucleotides. RefSeq names its product putative germin-like protein 2-1. Gene Ontology annotation, molecular function: manganese ion binding. NCBI's taxonomy places the organism in Eukaryota, Viridiplantae, Streptophyta, Magnoliopsida, Lamiales, Pedaliaceae. The record is from RefSeq and is a predicted model, not a curated record.
ACUCAGGAAAUGAAGCAUACAUAACAAUAGGUUAUUCAGAACCGUCUCUAGCUAGCUUCAAUAUAAUUAUCUUUAGAAAGAAAACAAAUGGCCUCCCCUUUUCUUGUGCUUGGAUUCCUUAUUGCAACUUGUUUAGUUGCUUUGGCAUCUGACCACAGCCCACUUCAAGAUCUCUGUGUUGCUGAUCUCAAAGGCCCUCUUCUUGUGAAUGGCUUCGCAUGCAAGGGUGCCAAGAUGGCACAAGCAACUGAUUUCUUCUUCAGUGGUCUUCACAUGCCUGGAAACACUUCGAAUCCGGUGGGAUCAAAGGUGACUCCAGUAAAUGUGGUCCAAAUUCCAGGGCUCAACACUCUAGGAAUUUCCAUGGCACGUAUAGACUUUGCUCCGUGGGGAGUUAACCCUCCCCACACGCACCCUCGAGCAACUGAAAUCUUGACAGUGAUUGAAGGUAGCCUGGAAGUAGGAUUCGUGACUUCAAACCCUGAUAACCGUCUCAUUACAAAACUACUUCAAAAGGGAGAUGUCUUUGUUUUCCCUGUGAAUCUUGUCCAUUUCCAAAGGAAUACUGGACAUGGAAAUGCAGUUGCCAUUGCAGCUCUGAGCAGCCAAAAUCCUGGUGUGAUUACGAUUUCAAAUGCAGUAUUCGGGUCGAACCCAGCUAUUGCCAAUGACCUUCUUGCUAAGUCAUUCCAGACAGAUACUAAGACCGUCAAUUGGAUACAGUCCAAGUUUUAGAGGGUCAGCUUCAAUUUUUCUUGCAAAAUGAUGUUCGGCUUUCAUUAUGGCCCGAUGGCAGAAAGUUUCUUUUGUAGCGUCUUUGGGUUCUUUCAUAUUGUUGUUUAAUGUUGAUUUGAGUAAUUUAUGGCUUGUUCAUUACUCUCGAAUAUUUUUAUGGAUCAAACUUGUCGUA